UAUAAAAGAGGGCUGGGACAAGAUCUUAGUCAUCAGUCGACUGUCUUCCACUGCUCCCAUCACAGCUCCACCUCUCAGCCAUGAGUGUUUUGUAUUCCAGCAUCGCAUUCUGCCUGCUCCUGAGCGCCUAUCUGGGCGUCCAGGCUGGGAUCAUCGCGGGCCAUCCCGACGAACUCAUCGUCAGUCCGGCCCAGUAUGAGUUCCACUACUCCGUCCACGAUGGCCACACCGGCGACGUUAAGGAUCAGUUCGAGCACCGACGGGGCGAAUACGUAACGGGUCGCUAUUCUCUGAUCGAACCCGACGGUCAUCGCAGGAUUGUGGACUAUACUGCUGAUCCUUUCCUGGGAUUUAAUGCCCAGGUUCGUCGGGAACCGAUUUCCCUUUAAGUUCACAAACGGACUCUUCAAAGGACUCUCUCAGCUGACAUGAACCGUCUACUAACAUUUACUAUGUAUUUCUAAUAAAUUGGAAGGCUGUUGAUUAAAAGAAUAUAUAAAAGCUGAA
This is a messenger RNA of Drosophila ananassae, 507 nucleotides long. Its product is annotated as larval cuticle protein A2B. Gene Ontology annotation, cellular component: extracellular matrix. Lineage: Eukaryota; Metazoa; Arthropoda; Insecta; Diptera; Drosophilidae. The coding region runs from base 81 to 389 and encodes 102 amino acids. The transcript has 2 exons. The record is from RefSeq and is a predicted model, not a curated record.